UAAACAUCAUCAUGGGGAUUGGGGCACUCAAUAGAUCCUAAAAUAUACACAUCAAUUUUUUUUUAAUUUUUUUUUUAUAUAAAUUACUUCCUCUAUUCAAUUGAGACAGUAACAACUCAACUUUUACGUCUGAAUAUGUAUGGAUAAGUUCAGUAAAACUCAGAUAAAUAAAACUUAGGUGAAUAAAACACACUCGAAGUACAAGUAUUAUUUACGGAGUAAUAAAAUUCCCUUUAUAUGAUUUACCCUUAGAUAAAAUUAGUAAGAAGCUUACUAAGCUAUAAAAUAAAAUUUAAAAAGUUACUAGUAAGAAGCUUAAUUCUAAUUUUUAAGAAUAAAUAAGUUCUUCAUUUCCCCACUAAUCCUCUAAUCCGCUUAGUAUAAAUAAGAACAUAAAUGAGCUUGCAAAAAAGGUCAACACACACUCUUCUCUCUCUUUCUCUCUGACUUUUUCCCACAAAAAUCUAACCAUGGAUGAUUCCAAUUCUUCCACCCCAUCAUUACCACUAAUCCAUGAUUUUAGCCUUGAUUUUGUUGAAAAUGACAUUAAUUUUAAUCAUGUUAUUGAAAUGUUAAGAGGAUCUGAAACCUCUGAUCCUUCUAGUAUUUGUGUUAAUCAAAACUUUGAUCCCCUUUCUUUUGCUAGAAAUAAUGAUGUUUCUGAUAAUUAUAGCAUGAAUUUCUACCCACUUUCUCAAGAUAACAAUGUUUUUAAUAAUUUUAGUUCACCAACUAUGUCUUGUACCAACAAUACUAUGCUUAAUUCCUUGUCCGGGUUCGAAGAUGGUAGAGGAGGUGAAGAGGAGGAGGAGGAGGAGGAUGAUGACGAAGAUGAUGAUAACUUAGAGGCCGGAGAGCAUUCUUCGGCCACUACGAAGAAUACGUCGAAGAAGGGGAAGCUCGAUCGAUCGAGGACGUUGGUUUCGGAGAGGAAGAGGAGAGGAAGGAUGAAGGAGAAGCUCUAUGCCCUUCGUGCUUUGGUUCCUAAUAUCACAAAGAUGGACAAGGCAUCCAUAGUUGGCGACGCGGUGUUGUAUGUGCAAGACUUGCAAAUGCAAUCAAAGAAGCUAAAAUCUCAAAUAGAAGGCCUUGAAUCAUCUUUGAAAGCUGCCGAGAGAAGCCAAGGUUAUGCUGAUACCCCUAAGAAAAAUGCUUCUCUUGACAACUUUCUUCCGGUUUGUAAGAUGAUUGUGCAGAUGGAUGUGCUUCAAAUUGAAGAAAGAGAAUUUUAUGUCAAGGUAGUGAGUAACAAAGGACAAGGUGUAGCAGCGUCCCUUUACAAGGCGCUUGAUUCAUUAACUACGUUUACAAUUCGAAAUUCAAGCUUAAGCACUCUAUACGAGCAAUUCGUACUCACAUUUACCCUAAAUGUUGCAAAAUGUAGGGAGGAAUUUAACUUGCCUAACAUGAAAGUGUGGAUAAGUGGGGCUUUUCUUAACCAAGGAUUUGAGUUUCAAUGUUUUUGAUAAUUGAGGUUAUUUAUUAGGUCAAGAUGUUUAAUUUUCACAACUUUUGUAAUUUCUCUUUAUGAUUUAUGUAAUUCUAGUUAUGUUAAAAGAAAUUAGGUGCAUGCAUAACAGCACAAGGCAUAAGACCAUAAGGAAUCAAGGACGUUUACUUUUGCAUUAUGGAUA
Chenopodium quinoa (quinoa) is the source of this 1634-nucleotide messenger RNA. RefSeq names its product transcription factor FER-LIKE IRON DEFICIENCY-INDUCED TRANSCRIPTION FACTOR-like. Gene Ontology annotation, molecular function: DNA-binding transcription factor activity; protein dimerization activity; sequence-specific DNA binding. Bases 471 to 1466 code for a protein of 331 amino acids. The transcript has 4 exons. Gene Ontology annotation, cellular component: nucleus. Lineage: Eukaryota; Viridiplantae; Streptophyta; Magnoliopsida; Caryophyllales; Amaranthaceae. The record is from RefSeq and is a predicted model, not a curated record. Gene Ontology annotation, biological process: regulation of DNA-templated transcription.